CUGCACUGGUCGCAUAUGCGUUAAAACACAUAUUCAUUGGGUAAAGGGUUAGAGCUUAUACCAUCGAUUAUGCGUCCGUGUCCGCAUUGGUACAUGUACAUGUAUUUAGUGGGACUACCACUACCAUACUAAGAUGCAUUAUUUUCAGAAUUAUGCCCCUUAAAGGCCUUUAUUACUUGAAAAUACCCAUUUUAUAAGUUUCUUCUAAGUCUAAUCAUUUGAAUACUAUCAAAGUUAUUAAACUGAAAUUGAUACAUAUAAAAUCAAAGGGCUGCAUGCUCUGUGGUAUUUUCUGAUCUUUCCUGUAUAAGUUUAUUUUUUUAUACUAUUAUUCAUCUUACGCAGCGACUGCGUUUAACAGUUUGUGAUUGAUACAUAUGUAAUUUUGCAUGCUUAGAGUUGCAUCAAAAAUCAUUUUUCAUUUUUUAUUACAGCCACACUUUAUCCUUGCAUAUCGUGGCAACUUCCUUAAAAAAGACACUUCAAAAAAAAAUGUUGCCUCGACAAGGAUUUUAACUUUAGGCCUCUCACACCCUAAACGAGCGCGCUACCUCUGCACCACAGUGAAGUUAUACAUAUGUAGCGUGAAUAAAAACAAAUAUAUUGUAAUUCUAAAAUUGAGAAUUUUCAUUUCGUAUUUGUAAUCCUUAAUCAUACAUGCCAUAAUUUUUGGACAGCUUUCCGGGACACUUUUCAUUGCGGCAAUAAUGGAUGUGUAGGCAGUUGUGGGAAAGGGGGGGGGGGUGUUGGUGGGGUGUCAAUCGUAUAACGUAAUUAAAUUCGUACGACUUUCUCCUGAAUUUUAAUGAUAAACAGUUAACUUACUAGUUUUAUAAGUAGUCUUUUAGGUCGACAUAUUUAUCAUUUUAUAGUAUUUCUUUAUUUCAUUUAUUAUUCCCUAAAAGCAAGUAAGUUGUAAGUUAUAAACCCGGUGAAUGGGUGCAGCCAUGUUUUUCACCCGUUUUAUUUUAAAGUCGUGAUAAUUACUACAUGUCACGUAAUGCAAUCCUUCCAGUCAUAAAAAGAAACACAGCAAUGACACCUUUAAUUUUUUAUUUGAUAGAUAGAUAUAUUUACAUUGUUUGUAAUAAUUAGACUUUCGGCAAGUUAGCGAUUGAUCUAAAAAUUAAUGAUUAUCGGGGAUUAACGAUAAUUGUUAAGGGCCGUAAACCAUUAAUUAACCCGACCAUUAAACGCUGCCGAAUUCAACUUGCUGAUGCAUGAAGAAAGCUAUUGCCGAGGGGAAUCGACAGUCGAUAAUUGGGGGGCUGUAUAUUGUAAACUUGUAAACUUGUGUCAACGUUCCUGUGUAUUAUGUGUACCAGGUCAGAAUAUGUUUUAUGAUCGAGAGGUGAAAUGUGCGAGAUUUGAUUUAAGAAAAUUUAUGAAAAUUUUGCAAAAUAUAAUGAUUUUUUUCCGGGAUCAAAUCGAUGCCCGGGACAUCUCCGGGACAGACAUCUGAUUUCCGGGACAAUCCCGGGCAUCCGGGACGUUAUGGCAUGUAUGCCUUAAUAAUUUCGAGGUAUUUUGUUCACGAUAAACCUGUUGUUAAACACUGAUGAAAAUAAUUUAGCGAAAAUCUUCUCGCCAAAACAGUCCGACAUGUAUAUAUUCCAUUACUCGACAGUCAGAUUUAUUUGUGUACUACGCUCUGGAGUAUUCGGUAAUCGACAUAGCUAAAAAUAGCAUUUUCAUUGAUUAAGCUUUACGGAAAUAGUCGAACAUUUUUCAUUGGGUAAAAAAGAUAUUCAUCCGCGAAAUUUGUGAUUGCAACCUCAUAUUUCUAUUGACUAAUGUAAACUUUUAAUGCACUGUAAUUCGUUCAAUGCCUACAUUAAAAAUUAUUCUUUCUUUUAAAUUGCUGGUUUUAAGCAGUUUUGAGUGAGAACUACUUUGCGUUGUUAGGUCUGUGAGGAAAUUUUGUGUUAGACCGUGGAUGUUAGCUAUGUAUUUACUGAUCUUGCGAUCAGAAAAUACAAAAAGUGUAAUCAUUGGGACUUUACCUACCAUACUUCAGAGGCCCAUUAAUCUUAAUUCAUUAUUUUCCUAAUGAUAAGCCUUUGUACUUAUAUUUUUUUCAUUGUUUUUCACAGUUUUAUUUAUUGAUUGAUCUCUUAGAUAGUUACCCUCUCCACUACCCCCAGGGCAUUUGAUGCACCAAGCAGGCUCAAGGGUGGGAAUUUAGACAGAAAUGGUUGUCUUUAGGGUGGGGAUUUAGACUUCAAACAUUUUAAGAUGUCAAUUUCCCCUGGAUACAAUUGACAUUACUUAAACCAAGGUUGUAAUUAAAGCUGUUCGAGUACACAUCAUGUCAUUCUUUAUUGUCUUUUGCAUAUUUCACUUAUUUCAUGAGUUAUUUUUUUUGUAGCUUUACCAUAAACAGCAAAUAAACAAUAUUAUCAUAACAAAUAAAUCGGUUAUAACAUCUCUUAUUUUGUAUAAAUUAACAUUUAUUGCCUUUGUUACGAUCACAAGGUGUUAAAAACAUGUGUUGCUGACUGUCAUUUAAACAUUUUGACCCAAAUUUUUGUUGUCUUUUUGUGUUUGACCGAAAAGGUGUGAUUUUCACUAUAUUUCUGCCGGGACCAGAGAUCAGGUUUGAGAGUUCGAGCGAUCGGUGUUCGAGCAAUCCAAAGUAGAACAAUAUAUAUAUAUUAUAUAGGAAUUUUGCCGGGACUAGCCGAUGAGUUCGAGCGAAGGGAGGUAUUCGAGCGAUCCAAGUUUGAUUGAACAAAGUUUAUCUGUAUUUGUUUGAAACUUGAUUGUUUGCUGGAAAUUUUUUCUGGGCAUUUCUCUUUGAAAAUGCAAAAUUGGCCUUGAAACGAUUGAAAAGUGCUUGAAGGAUUUCUGUUUGAACCCUGACAAAUGCACUGACUGUACUUCUGUUCUUUGAUUUAUAGUAUAUCUUUAUGUACCGUCCAUUUUAUCAUGAUUUUAUUGUCUAUAUAAAUGUUCAUUCUUUGAUUAAGUUAUGAGGAAAAACAAUGCUUUUAAAUUUUAUUUUACAACAAAUUACAGGAACACUAGGAGGAUUCUGUUCAGAUACAAUACCCUGUAAAGGAACUUAUGUAAAAAGAUGUGUAACUGCUAAUGCAGUGUGUGAAUGUGAAAUGACUUUCGCAGAAUACAAGGGAAAUUGCAUUUCUGCAAAUAAACUAGGAGGAUGGUGUUCUAUUGAUGGUGAUUGUACAAGUGAUUCUAAUCAAGCAUGUACAAAUGGGAUUUGUGCUUGUAAGAGUGGUUUUACAGAUACUUCAGGAACAUGUAAAGAAACAGGAAAGUUGGAGGCUGGUUGUUCCACUGAUGCCGACUGCAGCACGGUAACUAAUGCAGUUUGUACAUCUAAUGUCUGUGCCUGUGGAACUGGGUACACUGCAGAUUCUGGUGCAUGCAAAAUAACUGAUGGACUAUUAGGAGGGACGUGUACUGUAGACGGUGAUUGUAGUGGUGAUAAUCAGGCAUGCAGUGCAGAUAAAGUGUGCGUGUGUGCAGCCGACAAUACACUCUACAACGGUGCCUGUGUACAUGAUGGAACACUUGGAGGAUCAUGUUCAGCGUCAGUUGCAUGUGCUGCAAACUCUAAUCUAAAGUGUUCCAGUGGAGUUUGUGCAUGUAAAAAUGGAUAUACACCAAAUAGUGGCAGCUGUGUUGUCACCCCAGGAUUGCUAGGUGCUGCAUGUUCCUCUCAAGUCACUUGUUCUGGAUCUGAUCAAUCAUGUACAUCUAAUGUGUGUGUAUGUACAGCUCAACACACGGCAUAUAAGGGUGCCUGUGUAGACGAUGGAAAACUUGGAGGAGCCUGUGAAACACAUGAUAGUUGUAAAGUUGCUCACACAGAGUGCAGUAGCAAAAUUUGUGUUUGUACAGCAGGAUACAAGGGGGUUGGCACUGCAUGUUUAAAGGAAGGAGCUGUCGGAUCAUCAUGCAAAGAAGAUGCUAAUUGUACAGUUAGUCAUUCAACAUGUGAUACAACUGACGGAGUUUGUGAGUGUGUAAAGGGCCGUAUCGCCUACAAUGGUGAUUGCUCUGUUAUAGGUUUGUUUUUAUGCUGUCUCCAUGAUCUCAUUAAUUUAUUUUCCAAGACUAGAUAAUGUGAGUGUGAUAUA
This is a messenger RNA of Ruditapes philippinarum (Manila clam), 4106 nucleotides long. Its product is annotated as platelet endothelial aggregation receptor 1-like. Bases 2985 to 4091 code for a protein of 368 amino acids. The transcript is spliced from 8 exons. The record is from RefSeq and is a predicted model, not a curated record. Lineage: Eukaryota; Metazoa; Mollusca; Bivalvia; Venerida; Veneridae.